This is a messenger RNA of Candoia aspera, 2583 nucleotides long. It is a transcript of the gene RIT1, whose product is annotated as Ras like without CAAX 1. Gene Ontology annotation, molecular function: GDP binding; GTP binding; GTPase activity. The transcript has 5 exons. NCBI's taxonomy places the organism in Eukaryota, Metazoa, Chordata, Lepidosauria, Squamata, Candoiidae. Gene Ontology annotation, biological process: Ras protein signal transduction. Gene Ontology annotation, cellular component: plasma membrane. The record is from RefSeq and is a predicted model, not a curated record. Bases 118 to 789 code for a protein of 223 amino acids.
UUUGUCCGCCUCGGUGGGCGGGAAGAUGAGGCGGGGAAGCGCCGCCGCCGCGCGCCGAGGCGGGAGGGGAAGCGCGGCCCGCUGAGGCCCCGGCGGCGCGAAGGCCUCUGAGGCGGGAUGGAGCCCUGCGGGCCGCGGGGCCCGGCCGGGGUCGUCACGGGCCCGCCUGCGCCGGCGGGGCAGCCCCGGGAGUACAAGCUGGUCAUGCUGGGCGCCGGCGGGGUCGGGAAGAGCGCCAUGACUAUGCAGUUCAUUAGUCAUCGUUUUCCAGAAGAUCAUGAUCCCACUAUCGAGGAUGCUUACAAAAUGCGGAUCCGGAUUGACGACGAACCUGCUAAUCUGGAUAUUUUGGACACUGCAGGCCAGGCAGAAUUCACUGCUAUGAGAGAUCAGUACAUGCGAGCCGGGGAAGGGUUUAUUAUCUGCUACUCCAUCACGGAUCGCCGAAGUUUUCACGAGGUGCGCGAGUUUAAACAGCUCAUCUACCGCGUCCGGCGUACCGACGAGACUCCGGUGGUCCUCGUGGGCAACAAGUCUGAUCUGACUCAACUCAGGCAGGUCUCCAAGGAGGAAGGUUCAGCUUUGGCCCAAGAAUUUGGCUGCCCUUUCUUUGAAACCUCCGCUGCCUUUCGCUACUACAUCGACGAUGUGUUUCACACACUCGUCCGGGAGAUCCGGCGGAAGGAGAAGGAGAUCAUCAUGGCCUUGGAGAAGAAGUCCAAGCCACGCCCGAGCGUUUGGAAAACCCUGAAAUCUCCGUUCCGGAAGAAGAAAAAUUCCGUAACCUGAAAGAAGGGCGUCCCUUAGCCAGAGAAGUGAGCACCUCUACGGAGAGGCCAGACAGUGGAGCAGCUUUUGAGCCUCUCUUUCUGCUGAGUGUGUUCGCUGAACUGCUGCUGCGUGCAAAAUCCUGGAAGGCCGUUCUUCGGGGAAAUUAUUUUACUCUGGCACGGAGAGAUGUGCUGCAGCGUCUGCUUCAGAUUUCUGCCUCCCAAGCUGGAGGAGGCUUGGCAAGAAGCCACUGACCUAGAGUAACCACCUUACUUCACACCUCCCGAGGAGGCUGGCAUUGCUCGAUGCCGUUGCUAAUUUUUUUCUGGAUCUGAGGGCCAGCGUUCGGAGGAUUACAGCUUGGCGCCGUUUAGGAGGAUGGGUGAGGUGAGGGGGCAGAAGGAUGCUGUAAACCAAGUUUUUUCUCUUUAUUCAGUGUAAGGAACGCCAAUGGGCCUUGUUGCUGUGUGGGACAAUUGCACAGGUUUUGUGGCAUGUGCAGUUUUACCGUUCCUCAACUACGCUCCUCCUCUGCGGCAGCUUCUCCUUUAACGCCACCUCUCUGAGCUCCGUUAGAAAAGAUGAUUGCUCCCCUCUUCCCCGUGAACGCAAAGGUGGGGCUAGGGAUUCCGUUGCAAAGGGUUAACUGAAUGUAGUUGACGCAGCCCCAUCGGGGGACGGUCCCCGGGUCUGCAACUUAGGGAAGAGCGAGGGAGAGCUGUGGAUCGGAAAGCGGCCCGUCUCCUGAGGGGUAGCGCUGCGUGGCCGGUAAAUGAUAGGAAGGCAACCUGAGAGGCAGUAAGGGAGGGUGACGGGGAGCGGUGUUGGAAAGUUGGAGAGCGGUAGGGCAUGUCGGAUGCAGUGAUGAGUUGGAAUUGGGAGGUAGUUUGCAAGCCUCAGGAGGCGGGGUGGGGGGCACGUACUUCGCUUGAGAAGAGUCCAGGGUCCAGGAGCGUUGGUAGCAGACCCUCCAGAGCUGUCUUGGCCGUGCUGGGCUAAGGGCUCAAGACCACCCCAUCUGCUUUUAUUACAGCAGUGCCCCCGCCCCCGAGCAUUUGGGUCAAGUUUUUUCCUGGGGUCCAGGAUGGGCACCAAAGCGGAGCCCAGGCGAACGACUAUGGAAGAUUUGGUACAGCAAGUUCUUUGUCCGGGAUGCUUGCAAGGCGGUAUGGGAGAGGCUCACCUCGAAGCAGAGCAGGGGUUGGGUAGAGCUAUUUGCUGAAGGCAAGAGGGGGUGCGUCUCAGAGGUCUUUUAGGUUGUGCAAGGCAUAGUUAGUCCCUCCCCCAGUCAGUCUCUCCAGUUUCGUGAACCUUGACAAAAAACAAUCUGCUUUAAAUUGAAUUAACUCUUAAAAUCCAGGGGUCUCCUGUCUUGGCGUCGUGCCUGGCUCCUUUCUUCCUGUCAAGUAGCCAGGACACAUUGCGGGGCAGUUUUCACAAAGCAAAGUGUUGUAAGUUGCGUGUGUUUACAUGGGGUCAGAUGGGAAAUACAACAGCCCCUUGCCAAGCUUCUCUGUUUACUGUCCCAUUUAAAGAAUGACAGAAAAUACAGAACUUAUUGCUUCCAUAAGAGGCUAAACAAGCAUUAGACAUUUCUUCUAGGUAGUUUUAUUGCUCUUGGAUUUCCAAAUGUUACCAAUUAGAGUGUUUUAUAUAUAUAUAUAUAUGUAUUUAAAGAUUCUUGCUGAGAAGUUUGAUAGUUGGGGAGGGGGGGAAAUCACAUUCCAUUUAAUAAGGGUUAUUUUGAAUGUGUUUUAUUGACUGUAGCAAUAUAUGGUGUAUUUAAAAUCAGUAAAUUAACGUUAUGAACAA